Impatiens glandulifera is the source of this 4093-nucleotide messenger RNA. Its product is annotated as protein EMBRYONIC FLOWER 1-like. The record is from RefSeq and is a predicted model, not a curated record. Bases 386 to 3757 code for a protein of 1123 amino acids. Gene Ontology annotation, biological process: negative regulation of flower development; negative regulation of DNA-templated transcription; shoot system development. The transcript has 5 exons. NCBI's taxonomy places the organism in Eukaryota, Viridiplantae, Streptophyta, Magnoliopsida, Ericales, Balsaminaceae.
AAGAGAGUUACAAAUAAGCCCCAAGACCUGGUGAGUGCUGAGAUAAAGGCUAAAGCCCUAGCGAGUUCGAUCUCGUUUUGGGAACCAGACAAUCAAAGAUUUAUAGAUUUUGAUAGCAUUUUCGGCUGAAAUGGAAUUGAAAUCGGAAUCUUAUACAUUUCAGUUUGGAUGGUGCUGGACUGUUUGCGAUGGGAGUUGUUAAACCCUUUGUUCCCUCUUUCUCUCUCUCUUUCUCCCUCCCCUAAAGCCAGUUUUUCUCACAUAUAACCACAGAUAUAGAUACAUUAAUGAGAUGGAUUGUUAGUGCAGGAUGAACAAAGGCGACGAUGUUGAUUGGUGUUCUAUGCAAUGAUUCUUUGUUAUUUCGGCAUGGAAAGCUUUUAUAAUGUUGGGCGGAAGUGAUUCAGGAACAGUUCAUUCUACUCCCAUGUCCAAGUCACCCGAAUCAUUAGUCAGGAUUGAUGCUAUAUCUAUAGACCUUACCGGUUCUAUGGAUAAGUGCGACGCCCCUGUGAAAUGCACUCAUUUCUCGAUACGAGGAUAUGUUGCUGAAAUGCGGAAAAAGGAUGUCAAGACUUGUUUUCCAUUUCCCGUGGAUUGUAAUCAUGAUAAGCUGAACGAGUUGGCAAACAAAAUCCUUCCUCCAUUACAUGCUCCCAAGUUCAGGUGGUGGCGCUGCCAAAACUGUUUGCAAGGGAUCGGUGCAAAGGGUACUGCAGAAGAGACUGGAUUGGUUGCUGAAUGUUGCAAAAGAGGAUACGUGAUCAGUAAUUCUAAUGUAGAUGGUUCUACCGCAGUUAAGAAAAAUGUUUCGCAGAUUGGUAAGUCGGAAAGAAGUAAAGCUGAUGUCAGUGCUUCUGAGAAGGUUAAUGGCCUCCAAAAUCACAUAUUUUUGCCUAGUCUUACCAAGCAAAAGAAGCAUGCUGUUGAAUCUGCCACGACUAUGGUUUAUGGAACUUCCUUCAAAGGGGCAAAAUCUGGUAGCUUGAUUGAAUUUUGUGAGCCAAGCCACAGAAAUCGUGACACUGGUGAUGGUAGGAUCCCCGAAUUCUUGCAAUCCAGUUCUCCUGUAAUUUGUCAGACAGGAAAUCUUAACUUUGCCAAAAGUAAGCAGUUAUGUGAUCCAGUAAAUCAUCAGGCACAUGAAAUAGAUGGUGUGACUAAUGAGGGUUCUGAUAUUUGGAGGGGAAGGGUAACUGGUAUUCCUGCUGGAGUGAUGGAAGAGCUUGAUAAUUCAUCAUCUGAAACUAAUGCAGUCUUAGAAGGAACUAAAAAAAGGUAUGGUCCGAAUCAUGAUAGUUCAAACGUCUCUAAACGUCAAAGGGCUCGAAAAGUGAGGCUUUUGACUGAAUUGCUGGGUUCAAAAGAGAAUGAAGAAGAUGGUCAAAAAGCAAGAAAUGUAUCUUGUAGAUUGUUGGCGGAUGCAUCUGUAGCAACAGGUUCAGUUCCCACAACACAACAUAAAGUUACUUCAGAUGGACAUCCUAAUAAAGUUUUGGGCAAUCCUAAAGGAAAAAGGAAAAUGCCUAAAGAGAAAGAUCGAAAAACCAUAGAGUUGACAGACAAAGUUACUAAAAAGGUCAGAGUAUCCAAAGAAGAUGCCGAAAGUCUUACAAUGAGCAUUGAAAAUGAAACAACUGAAUCUGUUUCCGAAGGAGAUGAUUCUGCCGGUGCCAGCAUGCAACCUACUGUGAAUCACCUGUUUACACAGCAUAAAAGUUAUAGAUCUCCUAUUCUAAGUAAAAAGAACAUAAAGCCACCUCAGCUUGAUGAUUCGGUUUCCUCGAUGUCUUAUAGUAAACAGGUUAUAGACAAAUGUUAUCAAGGGAAAUCAAGAGAUUCAGAGAGAUACCAUGUCGAUUCUCUUAGUGGUUUUUCCAAAUUAGCAAAUGAUGCUCCAACGUGUUCCAACAGAAAGCCAUAUGUAACUAAGAAGAAAAAUAAACUGCAACAAGCUGGAUCUGGCCAGGUUUUCUCAGUGCUGGAGAGAAAUUGCAAUUUUUUAGAUGGUCCGGAUGUGAGACAAGGUAUCAAGGUCUUGGGAAAUGUUCCUAAACCAUUAAAGCUUCAGUCUUCUAAUGAUUUGACAAUGAGAAGACAUCUAGGCAUUCCUCCUGAAAACUGUAUGACUAGGAAACAGCAAGAUGGAUGUUUUACUGUUCAAAGCAGAGAUGGUGGGGAUAAUCUUUUGCCUCGGCCUUCAAGAGAAGAUCAGAGAGGCAAAAGUGCUAUGUAUAUUGGAGAGUCAAGUGUUUCAAGUAAAUCUAUAGUGGAAUCCAGGAAACAAUUACUUUGUGAGCUCAAUGAGCAAUCUGCGAAAAAUACAAGAUUCCAUCUUCAUGAGAUGCAAAAUUCUGUAGCUCAUGCUGAUAUUGGUGGCCCGCCUCAACAUUUAUAUUUGGACUUUUCUGGUCCUAGAGUACACGAGGAAUCCACCAGAAAGAUGCAGGAACAAGGAAACGAUGACAUUCCCAUGGAGAUAGUUGAGCUUCUCGCAAGAAAACAGUAUGAAAGGCGUUGUCAUGAGGCCGAAAGAAACCACGUGUUGACAGAGAGAAUGAAUCACAUGAGAAAUUCAGAACAAAUGUAUUAUCCCAGAGCACAUAUCAAUGGAGGGUUGGAAUCUUCACAAGAGGAUAAUAACAAUCCCUUAAUGGUAAAACCUCCUCCAUAUGGAAUGGACCAAAACAUGAGUAGACUUGUUCAACAAAAUGAUAAUAACAGUCUCUAUGAGCAGCAAAAUAGGAGCUUGUUAAAUCCAAGGCAAAUGAAUGGAAACAUGGAGUUUUCUGUUUACGGUGGUUCUUCAUCAAAAGCCAAAGAGAAGAUAUCUGAUCCCCGAUCAGUUGUAAAAUGGAGUGGUGAUAUGUCUAGUUUGGAAUCUCACUACCAACACCAUAACGGUAAUUGGCCCAAUCCAAACUGUCUGCCUUCCGGUUACAGAAUACCCCAAAAAUAUCCAACUCAGUCGGACAAUUUUGAUCGUAAAGGAAAAAAGGCUCGAAAUCUAGACCUGAAUUUCUCAAACCUAGAACCCCAGAUAAUGGAUUUCCAUUAUCAAUCCUUCAGAAACACAUCAUCGGCCAUUGAUCUGAACAAAAACGCAGGAGGCUCUCUAGAUCUACAUGCAAACGAAACCAUACCUGCCAUGCAAUUACUCAGCCUCAUGGAUGCAAGAACAAGGUCAAGCAUGGAUCAUCAUCAAAAGUCCAACCUUCAAUCUCGACCGUUGUUUCCUUGCAAUCUGCAUCCGGCCGCGCACGAUCAUCUGUUCCCGUACGAUCACGAUCCUGUAUGUCCUGGGAAAUUUUGCGCUUGCUCCUCUAAUGCUGCCAUUCUUCAAAAUGGCGGGUCUCAAAGGGGGGGAAAUCAUUAUAGCGGUCAAGUUUCAUUUGGCUCUCAAGAACGUCGCAACCCUAAGCCGCCACUCUUAUCUGUAAAUCCUGUUCGGGCCAAGCUGAAAGGACCUGUAGUGGAUUCAGAUAUUAUGACAUCAUCAUUGCCAAUACAGCACCAUACUAAUUUAGAUGAUCACAACACAAGUUCUUCUAUUCCGCGUAUUAGAAGUAACUACGAAAAUCGUAACCUCUGCACUGUUAAUCGCAACCCUGCCGACUUCACUUCACCAGGACCGGGAAAUAUGUAUAUGAUAAGUGGCAAGGAUCUCAAAAUAGGACACAACAACAACAACAAGAAGCCACAAAGGGUGCCGAAAACGAUCUACUACUCAAAAGAACACUCUCAUCACCAAAGCUAAAUGAGCCAUACAAAGACAGACAGACAGAAGAACUCACAACCAACAGAAUACAGCUCCAAAUUCAUGAACCAUUGCUCAGAAAAUUGAAAGCAGCAGCCUUUGUGUCUGAAAAUUUUAGCUGUAUAUAUAUUUCAUAUAUGCUUGUGUGAUUUCAUAUAUGUUUUUCAUCCAGACUCUGGAAUGAGCUGAAAGAAAUAAAGGGAGUUGAAAGUUACAAGAUAAUUUAAGAUUGAAUUAAUUAAUUAAUGAAUGAAUGGUGUUAUGUAAUCAUAGAUAGAGAUCUUUGGAGGCAACUUAAUUCCUUAUAUAAAAAUAAAUUAAACUCUUUUGGAUUUU